Messenger RNA from Xenopus laevis (African clawed frog), 2769 nucleotides. RefSeq lists its product as uncharacterized. The record is from RefSeq and is a predicted model, not a curated record. NCBI's taxonomy places the organism in Eukaryota, Metazoa, Chordata, Amphibia, Anura, Pipidae. The coding region runs from base 619 to 1884 and encodes 421 amino acids. The transcript has 2 exons.
GGGCAAACGGCCACUACUAUAAGGGGAGGCAGGAGGCUUACCAGCACCUCCCCUCCCCCAACGGCCAUUUCUACGGCACGGUCACGUGCCUUAAGGCCCCGCACGCACGGCCCUACCACACCUGCGUCCGGCGGGUCGCAGGGCCAGGCAGGAACCCACAGUCCACGGGGGGAGGAGGAAAAUAGGAGUCCCGCCCCUCCCCCCAGGCCCAGUGCCACUGGGGCUAGGGGCAAUACACGCGGGCCCCAUUCUCCAACAGCCACCAGACCACAUGGGCCCAGGAUUAGCAGUCCACGGGGGGGUAGUGCAGAACCCUCAUCGCCCCCUGGCCCUCAAUCCACCAACACCAGGUCCCAAAAAAGGGCACCCACUACUGCUGGUCCCACCCCUCCCCCCAGCCAAAAUAUUAUACAAGUUCCCCUUGCUACCGGCAAGGGAAAACAACCUGCAGCACGUGUUACCCGUAAGGGUGACAAAAUUGGAACGGCCACGGCGCAGGUGUCCGGCCAGGCACCUCGCAGAGAUGUUACGGCCUCAGAGGCGGGGCCAGGUACUUCAGCCUCCUUUAACACCCAUACGGCUCUUCCAGUACAAAGGGUGGCCACCUCCGCUCGGGAGAUGAGUGGGGAACACAGUAUACAGGCAGGUAGAUUGGGCCUAUCUGACCACGUAACACCCCGUCGGCGGAGUAGAUCCAGUAGCAUUAGGUCUCGGAGAAGCAGGUACCAGUCAUCCAGGUCUAGGAGCAGGUCCCACACCCACAACAUAUCACGGGGCCAUCGCACGGCUCACCACGGGGCCAGGUCACAUAGCGGAAGGGCUUCCGUAGACAGAACCCCCCACAGGGAGAGGGAUGGGGGGUGGAGGACGGAACACUCUCGCUCUUGCUUGUCUUUCAGGAAUGGUUCCAGUGAAUCCGAUGGGGACCGGGACAGGACUGGCAGGACAAGGAGCAGACGGAACCAUAGAAGCAAUUCCACCGACAGGGGGAGACGGUAUCACAGGUGCCAUUCGUCCAUCAGCCACGGAGGGGUCAGCAGGAGCCGGUCGUCCUCCAGGAGAGCAAGGGUGUCAAGGAGCCGUUCCGCAAGCAGGGCCGGACGGCACGUCAGGAGUCGCCCAUCAGCUCACACCGGCCAAGUCAACGCCUGCAAUUCAACCAGCCAUCCACGUUCCAUGGCUCGUCAGACGGCUCAGGAGGGGCCAGGAGCAGCACAAGAAGUUUCACCACAACUAGCAAGCCUGGUUACGGUCCCAGAGGUUUCUACUGCCCCGGGACCAGGAGGUGGUUCAAUUUCUGUGUGGUUACUGGGCCAUUCCUACAUCUCCUGGGCCAGACGGCGAGCCGCAGUUAAGAACUCUGGUCCGCAGCUGGGCUUUCCCGAAGGCCGGGUGAAUAUCCACUGGUUUGGCGUUCCAGGUUUGCGGUGGCCAGGAGUCUGGCCUACAUUGUUGCGGCACGUAAGGUCUGGUCGCCGUCCAGAUGUGUUACUUAUACACGCUGGCGGUAAUGAUAUGGGACUUCGGUCUCAGCGUGAGUUGGUGUUAACUAUGAAGCAGGACUUAGAUAGAAUUCGGGGAUUGUUCCCGGAUUUGAUUCUGGUUUGGUCUGAGAUGGUACCGCGUUUAGUUUGGAGAUAUGCCAGGAAUGGGGACAAAAUGGAUAAGAGCAGGGUCAAGGUGAACAAGUUAAUGGCCUCGUUUGUGAGAAAGUUUGGAGGAAUUGUUGUACGCCAUUCCGACCUGGACGAUAAAAUGCCAGAUUAUUUCAGUAAGGACGGAGUUCACCUGUCCGAGUUGGGGAAUUCCUUUUUCACCUUGGCCCUCAUGGAGGGUAUUGAACGGGCCCUCGGAUUAUUGAGUGGCGGGUCGUGCCGCGCUUAAGGUGUCAAGCGGCCACGCCAGUGGCGGAGGGUACCUUUACAAGGACCCCCAGGGGGAGUUAAAAUUGGGUAUUUUGCAGCAAUGGUAUGUAGCCUGGUAGGCCUGGGUUCCCAUGGGAUGUAGCCUGGUUUAGGGCCCGGGAAAAUGGAGGAGGAACCAAGCUUACCAGUUGAGGCUCAGCACCCACACCCCCCCCCUUUUGUCCCGGGGGGGGGAUGAUAUAAAGGUGGGGUAAAAUGGUUUGUUAUACAAACUGCUUGUUAAGUUAAAUAUGUUAUACAUGUUAAGUAUGGUAUUAUUUUGUUAAAUAAACAACUGCGGCCAUCUCUUUCCAAACCAGUGUUGUGUGUGUGUAUCAUUGGGCAGGAGGUAUGGGGUUUCACUCAGAGGGGAGGGGUACAGACUCGACGCUGCACCUGUCAUGGAACCCAAUGAGCCGGUUAGGGAAGCAGGGCCUGACAGGGUUAAGGAGAGGGCCACUCCCCGCCCCCUUUUGCUGUGGUGCGCUAGGAUUGGCCAAUUUGUUCCCGGGUUCGGCAGAGGAGGCAGAGUUACAGGAUACUCACCAGUCGGCGCCGGGACGUGGAAGCAGCAGGACGCAGCAUCCCGCCCCCCCUCCCUGUAGCAUGGCGGUUACUGUCGCAGUUGGCGGAGGGUACCUUUACAAGGACCCCCAGGGGGAGUUAAAAUUGGGUAUUUUGCAGCAAUGGUAUGUAGCCUGGUAGGCCUGGGUUCCCAUGGGAUGUAGCCUGGUUUAGGGCCCGGGAAAAUGGAGGAGGAACCAAGCUUACCAGUUGAGGCUCAGCACCCACACCCCCCCCCCUUUUGUCCCGGGGGGGGAUGAUAUAAAGGUGGGGUAAAAUGGUUUGUUAUACAAACUGCUUG